AGUUCGAAACUUUAGAAGGUGUUUGUGUAAUUUUUGAAACCCAUGGGUUUGGUGAAAACUUCCAGGGAACUCAUACAUCCCAAUUGAGGAAGAGGCUUUCAAAUUGCUUCUGGGCCGUACCUGAGAGUAACCACGUCGAGAGUCUAUAAACCAAAGCAUCAUCACCCAAAUGUUCUUCGCCCUUUGUCCCAAAGAAACAAAGCCCCUCGACUUUUUGUAAGUUUGAUGUUCAACCCUUUGUUUUCGGUUUUCUUAUUGCCUCAGAUUGGAGUAAUUUCUUUGCUUUGAUUUGUAGCUAUGAAGACUGAAGAGGUUUUUCUGGCAGAAAAUUUCCUACCACCAUGGAUAGCAGCAGUGAGCCAGUGACCGUCAGUGGUGAAAAUGAAAUUGUUCAUCAUCAACCUCUAAAAUGAUUCAACUCCGCAAUUUGAAGACCUUCAGAUUGGUUCACUCAAUAUUUUCUUGUACAUUUGCUUCCAAAACAAACAGACUGUUGGUCGGAGAUCCAAAACCCUCACAUUUUUCUCUUCAGAGUCAGUUGCUUUGCAGACACAUCACCUCAGAAAUCUCAGAAAACCAACACAAUUUAACAGUCACUUACCUCAUAAACACUUGUGGAUUGUCCCCAGAAGGAGCGGUUUUAACUUCUAAGUGGGUCGAGUUGCAGUCACCAGAAAGAGCAGACUCCGUUUUAGAGCUUCUGAGAAACUAUGGAGCAUCUCAAACCCAGAUAUCAAAGCUUAUUAGGUCACAUCCAAAACUUCUUUCAACUGAUCCUGAGAAAACCCUUUUGCCAAAGCUUGAGUUUUUCAGCUCUCUUGAAAUUUCAAAAGUGGACCUAUUAAAAACUCUGGCUUUUAAUCCAAAACUUUUGGCAGUCAGCUUGAGAAAUCGGAUUUUGCCCACUUAUAACUUCCUCAGGAGUAUACUCUCUGAGAAAAAUGUUGGUGUUAUUUUCAAGCACAACUCAUGGAUUUUCUUGGAAGGUCACUGCAAGCAUGUGGUGCCAAAUAUUGGGCUUUUGAGAGAAUCGGGCAUGUCUCAACCAUGCAUUUCUUUUUUGCUAACUCGUGGUACUCGCGUUUUGAUGGUAAAUCCUGAAAAAUUUGGUCAACUUGUGAGUGAGGUUAAGGAAAUGGGAUUUAAUCUGGAAAAAUCAACUUCAGUGAAUGCCCUGUGUGCAUUGUGUGGUAAGAAUAAGUUGGUAUUGAAUAGAAGUCGCGAACUUCUUAAGACAUGGGGUUGGUCUGAGGAUGAUUUUCCCUCCGCUUUCAGGAAGAACCCACAGUGUAUGGUUGUCUCAGAGAAGAAACUUAUGCAAGCAAUGGAUCUUUUAGUGAACAAGAUGGGAUGGUCGUCAGGAAUGAUUGCCAAAUAUCCUGUGGCCCUCGGUCUCAGUUUGGAGAGGAGACUUAUCCCAAGAUGCUCUGUUGUUAAAGUUCUGUUGUUGAAAGGUUUCAUAAAUGAGAACUUGAAUCUGGGUUCUCUGCUGAAACCUACAGAGAAGCAGUUCCUGGAGAUUUUUGUGAACAGAUAUCUUGGCCAAGUACCUGAAUUGUUAAGCGUGUAUCAAGGGAAGGUAGAUAUCCAGGAUGUCUGAUCUGAUAUGUUGAAAUGGGUGAGGAUGUAAUUAUUUUAGCCACCUGAUGCUGCGUCACUCGUAUGCAUUAGCUUGCUUUUGGCACAAUACUAUAAUGCUGUCCUCUACCCUAGAAAUUGUCUCUUUAAAGUAAGGUUUAAAUUGUAUCCCACAUCUUACUAAAAUUUUGCAGGAAUUAAAUUCAGUUUUUCGUUCUUCUACUCGGCAGCCUACCUGUUUUUAAUUAGAUUUAUAUAUGCUUUCUUAGUAGAACAAAUGCUUGCUGUAGCGUCGCCCGAAUUGUUCUGUUUAUGGUUCCCGACUUUGGUUACCCUUGAAAGUUGAUUUUGUACAA
Molecule: messenger RNA, 1934 nt
Organism: Prunus dulcis (almond)
Lineage: Eukaryota; Viridiplantae; Streptophyta; Magnoliopsida; Rosales; Rosaceae
Product: transcription termination factor MTERF6, chloroplastic/mitochondrial-like
Exons: 2
Coding region: 410-1600 (396 amino acids)
Biological process (GO): chloroplast organization; regulation of DNA-templated transcription
Cellular component (GO): chloroplast
Molecular function (GO): double-stranded DNA binding
Source: RefSeq, a predicted model, not a curated record